UAUUAAAUUCCUAUAUAAGGAUUUUCAUAUAGUUAUCGGAUCUUUGGACUCACAAACCCGAAUCCGUUAAUGUCACACGUAGGCCUCUCCUUUUCAGCAUCGCCUUUUCCGUUCCCUUUCUCCCUGUCUCCUUCCGUUUCGAGGGUGCGGACCACCGACGAAUGGAGGUCGCCACUGCCACAUCUCUCCUCCAUCCUCUUCUCCUCCGAACCAAGCCCAAGCUCCUCCGGAACGCUUCAGCUUCGCUCCGAUCAUCCACAGUGCGUCUCAGUGAAGGAGCUUCUAGGGUUUGCAUCGGCCGGAGAUGGACCUCUUCGGCUCCUCUGAGGCAACGUUAUCUCCUAUCAAAGACUUAUGCUGUGAGGGGAGAAUCCGAGGUCCCUGAUGUCGUGGACGGGAAGAUUCUGGCUGGAUCGAUGGUCACUGUUGCUCUGGCAGUGGCGAAUCGGGUGCUCUAUAAGCUUGCUCUUGUUCCCAUGAAGCAGUACCCUUUCUUUCUCGCCCAAGUCACCACUUUUGGGUAUGUGGCAGUAUACUUCACUAUCCUAUAUGUAAGGUAUCGCGUGGGUAUUGUGACUAUGGGAAUGCUGGGGGUGCCAAAAUCUCAAUUCAUGGCGAUUGGUUUGCUGGAAGCCCUGGGAGUUGCUGCAGGAAUGGCUGCCGGAGCACAGCUCCCUGGACCUGCCAUUCCUAUCUUGUCUCAGACUUUCUUGGUUUGGCAGCUUAUCUUUUCGGUUUUAAUUUUGGGCAGAAGAUAUUCUUAUAACCAAGUUCUUGGUUGCUCACUUGUGAUAGCUGGAGUGGUCUUAGCUGUGGCAAGUGGGUCUAGUGAAGGCCAAUUUCUAUCUCAAAUUGGCUUUCUUUGGCCAGCUCUGAUGGUAGCUUCCUCUGCUUUUCAAGCUGGCGCUUCCAUUCUCAAAGAAUUCGCUUUCAUUGAUGGUGCAAGGCGCCUUCAGGGCAAGCCUCUUGACAUUUUUAUCGUCAACUCCUUUGGAUCUGGUUUUCAGGCUCUUUUUGUAUUUCUUCUUCUUCCCUUUCUUUCACACUUGAGAGGUAUUCCGUUUCCUGAACUCCCCACUUACCUCAAAGAUGGGGCUGGAUGUUUUUUCAAUGUUGGGCACAGCAAGACAGGUUGUGAAGGAGCUCCACUGCUGCCUCUGCUUUUUAUUGCAACAAACAUGGCAUUCAACAUAUUUUUGCUUAACCUGGUGAAGAUGUCAUCGGCUUUAGUUUCUUCACUUGUUGUGACAUUAGCAGUGCCGAUGUCGAUCUUUAUCCUUUCACUUCCAUUACCAUAUAUUCCUCAAGGUGCAAGCUUGAACUUUUGGUUUGUAAUCGGCACUGGUAUUCUGGUGGUGGGUUUGAUGCUAUACAAUCUUCCAAAAUUAGAGAAUCAAUUUGACAAAAGUGAUUAGCAACAUUAACAAGUGGACAGUUAGAAGUUACUUUCCAAGAUGCGUUAGUUCCUGUAUUGGCCUUGGAGGGAGAAGUAUUAAUUCCUUUAUAAUUCUUUCUACUUGUAUUUAUGCACUGAUGUAUAUAUAUAUAUAUUUGAAUAAAUAUGGGCAGACUAUGAACCCUCUGCA
Molecule: messenger RNA, 1586 nt
Organism: Dioscorea cayenensis subsp. rotundata (Guinea yam)
Lineage: Eukaryota; Viridiplantae; Streptophyta; Magnoliopsida; Dioscoreales; Dioscoreaceae
Product: protein CLT2, chloroplastic
Exons: 11
Coding region: 162-1415 (417 amino acids)
Source: RefSeq, a predicted model, not a curated record